AUGCGACCCCCCUCGAGUGCGCCUCCCGAGGCGAUGCCCCCCUUCUUUGCGCGCCUUGGCGGAGCAAACAGGCUGCAGAUAUGUGUGGUGUUGUAUAUACACGGUUUCCCCUUUGGCACGCAGCCAAGCCAUUCGUUUGAGCUGGACUUGCUCGCCCACCUCUCGACGUGGGCGCCGGUCGCGCACGUCGAGCUUCUCCUCUGCCCACAGUCAGGAUGGGUGACAGGCGCGCUGGCAAGCUUUGUGCACGAGACGUACGCCCAGGCGGUGCUGGAUAGCAUGCCCUAUGCGCGUUUCUACGGCAUCUACCUGUGCAUGGAGCUGGUGCACACGCCCGCGACGCUGCGCUUCCGCCUCGCCGAGUGGGGUACCGGGGUGCAGCUCCGUGCGCUCUGGGACAUGUCUGCGCGCCCCGCUGGCCUCGCAGAGCUCGUCAGCCAGCACUCGGUGAAGCACCCCCGCGCGUCGCGCCGCGCCAACUUUUCGCUGUCGCUCGUCGGACAGCUCGCCGCGUGCUACGGCCCGGUGCACCUGCUGGCCGAGGUGUACUAUGGCCCGGAGUACGUCGUGGACGUGGACUUUAUGCAUGUCGAGCACGCACACGCCGCGCUCGCCGCGCUCGCCCCCUUUCAGGCGCAGAGCAACCUUGCGGUGUCGUGGAGUCCGCCGCAGUGUCUCGCCCAUGCGAUGCGCCCGUCCUACGUCAAGCUGUACCCCAUCCAGCCGAAAAACGCCCGCAGCUCGGGUGCCAAUAGUGCGUAG
Messenger RNA from Malassezia japonica, 762 nucleotides. RefSeq lists its product as uncharacterized. Bases 1 to 762 code for a protein of 253 amino acids. The transcript is spliced from 2 exons. The record is from RefSeq and is a predicted model, not a curated record. Lineage: Eukaryota; Fungi; Basidiomycota; Malasseziomycetes; Malasseziales; Malasseziaceae.